Molecule: messenger RNA, 3617 nt
Organism: Salvelinus namaycush (lake trout)
Lineage: Eukaryota; Metazoa; Chordata; Actinopteri; Salmoniformes; Salmonidae
Gene: cracr2ab
Product: calcium release activated channel regulator 2Ab
Exons: 17
Coding region: 760-3189 (809 amino acids)
Molecular function (GO): GTP binding; calcium ion binding; GTPase activity
Source: RefSeq, a predicted model, not a curated record
UCCUAGACAGACUAUUUACUGAGAUAUGAAAACUCCUAGACAGACCAUUUACUGAGAUAUGAAAACUCCUAGACAGACCAUUUACUGAGAUAUGAAAACUCUUAGACAGACCAUUUACUGAGAUAUGAAAACUCCUAGACAGACCAUUUACUGAGAUAUGAAAACUCUUAGACAGACCAUUUACUGAGAUAUGAAAACUCUUAGACAGACCAUUUACUGAGAUAUGAAGACUCCUAGACAGACCAUUUACUGAGAUAUGAAAACUCUUAGACAGACCAUUUACUGAGAUAUGAAAACUCCUAGACAGACCAUUUACUGAGAUAUGAAAACUCCUAGACAGACCAUUUACUGAGAUAUGAAAACUCCUAGACAGACCAUUUACUGAGAUAUGAAAACUCCUAGACAGACCAUUUACUGAGAUAUGAAAACUCCUAGACAGACCAUUUACUGAGAUAUGAAAACUCCUAGACAGACCAUUUACUGAGAUAUGAAAACUCCUAGACAGACCAUUUACUGAGAUAUGAAGACUCCUAGACAGACCAUUUACGGAGAUAUGAAAACUCCUAGACAGACCAUUUACUGAGAUAUGAAGACUCCUAGACAGACCAAUUACUGAGAUAUGAAAACUCCUAGACAGACCAUUUACUGAGAUAUGAAAACUCUUAGACAGUCUCUGUGGCCUCAUCACUACUGACUUGUAGUGCCUGGUCUCAUCGCUCACCAUGACCCAAACCGGCCAGGCCGAGGAGUGAGACAGCCAUGUCUGAUUCUACCUUGUUCAGAGCCACCAGAAUACUCUGCAGAAGUUUAUCUAGUGACAUGGAGGAGUCUGAGGCCAAGGGCAAAGGAGGAGCUGUCCCCAUGAGGAAGAGUUCAGACAGGAGGGGUUCUGACUGGGGAAGCAUCGCCAUGCUGGAUAAGACCAAGGAAUUCUUCCAGACCUGCGAUGUGGAGGGCAAAGGCUUCAUCACACGCACCGAUAUGAGGAGGCUUCACAGAGAACUACCCCUCACUGCUGAAGAACUGGAGAAUGUCUUUGACUCCCUAGAUACCGACCAGAACGGCUACCUCACCCUCGAAGUGUUCUCAUCAGGAUUCAGUCAGUUCCUGCACGGCCGGAGGAUCUCUGUAGGCGAGGACGCAGCACCCGCCCUCCCCACUUCGAGGAAGCCCUCAGAAGCCAUAUACCAGAGCCAAUGGGAUGAGAGGUUGACUGGAGGGUGGGAGGAUGAGGAGGAGAGUCACUUCUGUAUGCUGCUGGAGAGCCUAGGGGCCAGCAACGUGUUCCAGGAUCCAGGCGAGGUGCGCAGCUUGUGGGCCCAGCUGAGGAGGGAUGAGCCUCACCUCCUGUCAAACUUUGAGGAGUUCCUGGCCAGAGUCACCUUCCAGAUCAAAGAGGCCAAAGAGGAGAGGAGGGAGAUGGAGAGCGCCCUCCAGAGGAAAGCAGCCACACACGACAGUGAGAUCCGCGGUCUGUAUGAAGAAAUGGAGCAACAAAUGAAAAGCGAGAAGGACCGGCUGCUCCUCCAGGACUCGGAGCGUCUCCAGUCUCGUAGUCACGACCUGGAGCACCAGCUGUCCAGUAAGGAGAGAGAGCUUGAGCAGCUCUUCCAGAAACAGAGGAGGUUGGAUCUCCAGUGUCGCGACCUGAGCAGUGAGCAGCAGGAGAGCCGGGUGGAGAAUGUCAAGCUGAAGAUGACCAACGAGGAACUGAGCAGAGAGCUGGAGAGCACCUGUCAGGAACUGUCCUUGGCCCAGGAACAACUGACCAUGCUGCAGGACCAGGCUUCCCGCCUGCACCAGGGAAGAGAGAUGGAAAUGUACCGAGUCACUGAGGGACUACAGAGAGAGAAACAGAGCCUGAUGAAACAACUAGACCUUCUCAGUUUGUCCUCCUUGCAAUAUCUAUCCAGAGAGAUGAACAAACAUUUAAAAGAUGAGCGAGACAUAUACUGUGCUGUGAACCCCAGGAACUCCCUCAAACAGAAGCAGAGAGCAGGCUUGGUCAAUCUGUUUGCGGACACCAGCCAGCAGCCGGUUAAAAGCGAGGACGAUGUUGACACCGCUUGUCCACCACGUUCGCCGAAAACCAACUAUGGCCUGGCCAACGGCUACCACGACUCGAACACCUCGUCUCCAACACAAGUGGUUGAGGUGGAGGCGCAGGGGGUGAGGGUGAAGGAGAGGCUCUCCAAGUUCGAGUCAGAGAAGACCCUCGCCCCCACCCAGAACGAAAGGGACAGGCAUACAGAGUACCAGAGUAAACCGGAGGUUGGGGGUGACGGGCUGGACGGUCCCCAUGAUGGGUGGCCUCUCCGUCGGGUUAUCUCCAUCGAGGAGGACCACCUCCCCCACCUGCUUCAUGGAGGGCCCCAGCCCCUGCUGCACCAGCUCAGUGAGAAAGACGACGAGGAGGAAGAGGAGCAAGAGAAGGAAGAUCUGGAGAGUAGUAUCCUCUUAGCCCCUGUUCCUCUACCCGUCCCGGUCACGACAGUGUCCCCCUUCAAACACCGAGGUAGUUUCAGCAGAAUCAGAAAUAUCCCCUCGUCACCUCGAGGACAGCCCGUCGGCAAGGAGACCCAAAAUAGGGUGAAGGAGAGGGCCGUGCCUGCCCCGGACCGCCUGUUUAAGGUGGUUCUGGUGGGCAACUCCAGCGUGGGCAAGACGUCCCUGCUGCGCACCUUCUGUGACGGCCGCUUCCACCCCUCCAUCCCCGCUACUGUGGGUAUUGACUACAGUGUGAAGACUCUAAUGCUGGACAACACCCAGGUAGCCAUGCAGCUGUGGGACACGGCCGGGCAGGAGAGGUACCGCAGCAUCACCAAGCAGUUCUUCCGUAAGGCAGACGGCGUGGUGGUCAUGUACGACGUGACGUUGCUGGACAGCUUCAAGGCCGUGCGACCCUGGCUCAUCAACGUACAGGAAGCUGCGGGAGUGGGCAUUCCCAUCCUGCUCCUGGGCAACAAGAUGGAUGCGACGUCCGAGAGGGAGGUACCACUUAAAGAUGCAGAGACUCUGGCCCACGACACCCGUGUGAUAUUCUAUGAGGUCAGUGCUUACACCGGCUACAACGUGACAGAGGCCAUGAUCCACCUGGCCAGAGUGCUGAAAGAGCAGGAGGAUCGGGUGAGAGACACGUUUGUCUUAUUGGAGGCCCUGCCCAUCAAGAAGAAAGCCUGCUGCAAGUAAAGACACUCUGACAGAAUAGAGAGCGAGAGCGAGCAUUUGGAAUGGCUGGAGACUCCUGAUAACAAGUGAAGGAACUCUUCAAUCUAACUCUUUCUCUGUGCUCUCGGAGCCAAAUCCUAACUUUGUGUACAUUUGUUAAUCAAUGUCUCAAAUUAGGACGGCUCUUCUUUCAGUACCUGUUUUGUUAAAGGCAAAAGAGCCCAGUUGAGCUGGAUCAUAGUGGAUUUAGCUCUAGUCUACAUUACAACCCGUUUUCUGUGUUCUUAUUUGGACCUGCUGACUGUUAUGAGCAAUAGACAUGUGUUCUACUGUAGAACUAAUGGUAUAUUUUGUCAAUUUAUAGUGGAUCAAUCAUUUCAAUGUCUAGAAUGAAUGUUUUUCUUUAGUUGUGAUUUGUUGUUAAUAAAAACACAGAAUGGAUAUGUAAA